GUCGCAGUCAAUCUUGUGGGAAUGGCUGUUCUGGGAUCGGGGGUUGGGCCGUGAAUAGCGAACAGGGUCUUAAACAGUUUUUAAUGUCCGCCAUGUUGGUCAUGGCGCACUGAACCAAGGCAAGGGAUCAGAGCCAUUGGGAAAAAUAGAACGAGAGAGAGCGAACGAGAUCCGGGCCUUCCCGGUUUCUCUCGCUCCGUCCUAUUAUACAUACAGUUAAUAGAAACAUAGACUCUGGGAUCACGAAAUAAAACCUUUCAUGACGGCUGUAUUCAAAUCAGUGGUAAACAUUAGGAAAUCGGAUAUAUUUAUGCUGCAUCUCGUGUUAUUAAAAAAAAAAAAAAUGAGUAAGCUAUCGUUUCGGACACGGGCGCUGGACGCUUUCAAGCCUCUACCCGUCUUCCGUUGUGAGGAUCUACCUGACCUGCACGAAUAUGCUUCUAUUAAUCGGGCUGUGCCACAGAUGCCAACGGGGAUGGAGAAAGAGGAGGAAUCGGAGCAUCAUCUGCAGCGGGCGAUCUCAGCACAACAGGUAUACGGGGAGAAGAGGGACAACAUGGUGAUUCCUGUGCCUAAGGCUGAGAGCAACAUCACUUAUUAUGAGAGCCUCUAUCCAGGCGACUUUAAGAUGCCUAAGCAACUCAUCCACAUACAGUCCUUUAGCUUGGACACAGAGCAACCAGAUUAUGACCUGGACUUGGAAGAUGAGGUGUUUGUUACCAAGCUAAGGAAGAAAAUGGAAGUGGGGGCUCUGCAGUUUGAGGAGAUGUUCGACCGGCUGGAGAAAGGCACUGGGCAGCAGUUGGUGACUUUGCAUGAGGCAAAACUCCUUCUUAAGGAGGAUGAUGAGUUAAUCAGGGAGGUGUUUGAAUAUUGGAGCAAGAAGAGAAACUCAUGUCAAAGUGGCUAUCUCAUUCCAGCUGUAAAACAGGAGAAGCGAGAUGGUUCGAGCAGUAAUGACCCAUAUGUUGCUUUCAGGCGCAGAACUGAAAAAAUGCAGACCAGGAAGAAUCGUAAGAAUGAUGAGGUUUCAUAUGAGAAAAUGUUAAAGUUGAGAAGAGAUCUAAGCAGAGCCGUUACCAUCCUGGAAAUGAUAAAGAGACGUGAGAAGAGCAAGAGAGAAUUGCUGCACCUCACACUAGAGAUAGUAGAAAAGAGGAAUUGUAUGGCUGAUUUUGGGGGUGAGGUAAUGGCAGAAGUUCUGGCUCAGAAGCCGAUUAUUCCCUUGAUCCCCAUCAACACCAGUAGCCAGUACAAACAUGCAGAACAUGGCUGUGACUACAAGAACAAGGUGGACAAGCCAGAAGUGGUACGUCAGAAGAGGAAGUAUGAGAAGAAGCUGAGACCCUUGCUGCUGUCUGGUCACUCUGUUCCUGCAGCAGUCAACAGUAAAGACCUUAACCAGUAUGAUUUCCCCAGCUCAGAUGAAGAGCCCUACUCACAGCUUUUUUCGAGCUCCUCAGAGGCAGAGGAGGAGAAUGAUCCUGAUGGUGUGUUUGCAUUUAGACGCAGGUCCCGCUGCUACUAUCACUCGGUAUGUGGAGGGCAGGGUUCAUGGCCGUGGUCAGACCCUGCUGAGGGUGGUUUGGGAGAUGCUCGCUACCGUUACUCUUUCACCACACUCACCAUACCUCACAGAUGUGUGGGGUUAGCACGACGAAGGGUUGGAAGAGGGGGCAGGGUUCUGUUGGACCGGGCCUACUCUGACUGGGAUGCCGUGUAUCCUGGGUUGGGCUUAAGUUCUCCCACCCCCUCCUUUAGCCACCAGCCUUUUGGUAUGGAUACCUCACACACCAUUGUCCAGACCUCUGUCUCAGGUCCCUCUUCCUCCAACUCCUCUACAUACUCAUCAGACCUUUCGCAGAUCCUCCGUAAUAUUAAGGCCUGUCGCUGGAGGCACUUCAGACCUUGGACGGCGCUAAUCCCUGAUCCCAAUAACCUCCAGCCCUGCUCAGCACAGAAGCUGAACUGUGGCCUCUUCAGUCCGGCCAGAAAUCGAGUCAACAGCAGACCAGCUCUUCCCCCACCCACACCUGUAUUUACAAUUGAGCAGUUCCAUCACCAUCAGGAGCAGCUAGCAUUGAUGAAAAAACAGCAGCUGGAGCAGGCACAGCAGCAGCAUCGAAUCAAUGUCAAGACACAGACUUUAUCAUCAAAGUUCUUAGACUCUGCGAGUGCACAGUUUGCUGUGUCUGCACUGGUGAAUUCAGAACAGCUGAUGGCACUGAAGAGUAAAGAGGAAGGAAUUCUGGGAGUUGGAGUCAAUGGAGUUAUAUCAGUCUCAGGAGUCUAUAAGGGCUUGCACCACACAAGAACAACCUCCAUCAGUCCCAUACCCACCUCAAACCAUCAUCAGUGCAAUACCCCUACCUCCAAUCCCAACAAUGGAACUUCCUCAGUUAAUCACCAUGUUGGCUCAGUCAGCCCUGCCCCUGCACAGGUGCUAUUAGCUGGGGCAAUGAGAGUGGGUGUGCCAUCACCAGGUGCAGCAUUAAGUGUGCGGCGUCUGCAGCGUCAGCUCACGGUUCCAACUUCUGCCCUUAAACUUGCUGCCAGUGCCAACAGGCAGCUCCCUAAAGUUACAACUGGCUCCACCACCCUUGACAUGGGCACCAGGGAAAAUCAUGAUCAAGAGAAGCCAACAUUGAACAGUAUAACAGAAAACACUGUAGCAAUGGAGGUUACGUAGCACUGCCUCCUUCUUUUAUUGCCCAACAAUUUAGGGCAUUUAAUGUAGGUGCUGUGCAUCAGUGACAUUGUGUGUCCAUGGCAGCUGUUGGGACUAAACUGCAGUGUUUGCUUUUUUUUUUGUUUGUUUUGUCUAUGGUAUGUUUUGUAAAUUAUGAAAUAAGCAUACCGUAUAUUCUCUGUACAGUAAUACAUAUUUGUAAUAUUGCUCUUUGUAUAUAAAACCCUUACUUGAAUACGGAAAUUGUUCAGUUAUAUUUUGCACUUAACGAGUGAAGUUCAAAAAACUAACUGCGACUUCAUUGGCGUGAAUGGUGGUGUGUAUGUUCGUGUGUUGUGAGAUCAGAUGCAUGGUGUAAACCUGCGGUUUCAUUUAUUUAUUGUUGGUGUUUACAGGAAUUUUUAGUUUGUAUUUUUUAUACUAUACUGUGUAACCUUGGGGUUCUAUGUGGGUGUCUGUGUGUAUAACCAUAUCGUUUGUGUGCCAGUUUUCUUAUGAAAAGAUGCAGUUUUUUCCCCUUUGUACUACAAUCCCUCUCAUGGUCAUUUGCGUCAGUUUGUGUGCGCGACAUUUGUACACAGACACAAACUUUGCAGUUGCAGUCAGAAGUUUACAUACACAGACAUGAAUCAUGACAAGAUUGGGCUUUCAAUAUUCAACCGUUCUUUUUCUGGCAUAGAAUAUACAAAAUACAUCUUUUUAAAAAAACUGAAUUUGGUGCACAUCUUUAUUUUUAUGUUUUGAUCAACACAUUUUUUGAUCCUGUAUGUAUAUACAUAUUCCCAGUUAGAUUAUUAAUUCAGUGGUGCUCAAUGCUCCAAAAUGACUUAACUUGCCAAGGCUUAUUAACUUCCUGUUAGUGGUCAUGAUUGACAACAGAAAACGGUAAAUUCUCUCUGACAACAGAAAACGUGUUUGUAAAAAAAGGCAACACACAAUACAAUGGAAAAAUCCAAGGAGCUCAGUACAGAUCUGAGAAAGAGGAUCAUAGAUUUUCACAACGCAGGAAUGUCUCUUGGACCCUAAAGGCUGCAGAUUCAAAGGAUCACCAGUUCAAACAAUUGAAAGUACAAGUUAUUGGGAAGUGUUUGCCAAGGCACUUUGCUGGAAGAAGACCCAAACCUUUGCUCUCAAUGGAGAGGAAAUUCGUUCAAAUGGUCAGGAGCAAUCCAGGAACCCUCAAGUCUCAGGCCUGCCAUGAACUGGAAACUGCUAGAAAACUCCCUAUAGUCAAGCAAGUUUUACAUCGCCAUGGACUGAGAGGCUGUCUCAUCUCUCAUCUCAUCUCAUUAUCUCUAGCCCCCUUUCGCCCGUAGUCAGCUGGGAUAGGCUCCAGCUUGCCUGCGACCCUGUAGAACAGGAUAAAGCGGAUAGAGAGUGAGAGGCUGUCAUCCAAGAAAACUGACACCUUCAAACUUGACUAGUUAGCAGCUGACCGCAUGGACAAAAAGUUUUCUGGACAAAAGUUUUAUGGUCAGAUAAGACAAAGAUUGAGUUAUUUGUUCACAGUCACCAGAGCCACAGAGGAACACUGUACCAACUUAAGCAUGAUGGUGGUAGCAUCAUGGCUGUUUUGCUGCCAAUAGAACUGAUGCAUUGCAAACGCGAAUGGAAUAAUGAAGAACUUCAGAAUUCUUCAGCAUAGCCUCAGACCAUCAGUGAGAUGGUUGAAACUUGGACACAAUUGGGUGUUCCAACAGGAAAGUGAAUGGAUAAAGCAGAAAUGGCAUUCCCAAUGUCCUGACCUCAAACACUCCUGAAAAUAUGUGAACUGUGCUUAAAAGUGAGGACCUUGCCAGGAAACACAAAUUUAAUUAUUUGGCAAUUCUGUGAAGAAGAGUGUUCAAAUACUUAACCGGAAUUCUGCCAGAAGCUUGUUCAUGGCUACCAAAGCAGUCUGCUCAAAGUGAAAUUUCCUGAGGGCUAUUUAAUGUUAGGUAUGCUGUAUGUAUAUUUUUAACCCUGUAUAUACAACUUUGACUUCUUUUGAGUUCAGAA
Molecule: messenger RNA, 4687 nt
Organism: Neoarius graeffei (lesser salmon catfish)
Lineage: Eukaryota; Metazoa; Chordata; Actinopteri; Siluriformes; Ariidae
Gene: epc1b
Product: enhancer of polycomb homolog 1 (Drosophila) b
Exons: 14
Coding region: 260-2689 (809 amino acids)
Biological process (GO): regulation of transcription by RNA polymerase II
Cellular component (GO): piccolo histone acetyltransferase complex
Source: RefSeq, a predicted model, not a curated record